AGGGGGGGGGGCGGAUUUGGGCCGGGCCCCGCCCCGUGCCGCCGCAGCCGCCGCCUCGCACCGGUCUCCGCCGCCCUGUGCCGAGCAGUGUGGUUGGCGCUGCUGCUGCUGGAAGCCGAGGGCAGCGCCGUGGGAGCCCCGCGUCGCCGCCGCCGCCGCCGUGCCCGCUGCUCCUCCGCGGCACCGCUGGGGCAGGCGGGAGCGCCGGACAAGCCGCUGCAGGCAUCCAGGGCUGCAGGACCAGGACUAUGUCCACCAUGGUGUACCCAAGGGAGGAGAAACUGGACAAGCUGAGCCAAGAGGAGAUCAUUUCCAACACCAAGCUGGUGAUGCAGGGCCUGGAGGCGCUCAAGAACGAACACAACUCCAUCCUGCACAGCUUGCUGGAGACCAUCAAGUGCCUGAAGAAGGAUGAAGAAGCCAACCUCGUGCACGAGAAAUCCAACCUGCUCCGCAAGUCGGUGGAGAUGAUCGAACUGGGGCUUGGAGAAGCUCAGGUGAUGAUGGCGCUGUCCAACCACCUGAACGCGGUGGAGUCGGAGAAGCAGAAGCUGCGUGCUCAGGUGCGGAGGCUGUGCCAGGAGAACCAGUGGCUGCGCGACGAGCUGGCCAACACCCAGCAGAAGCUGCAGCGCAGUGAGCAAACCGUGGCUCAGCUGGAGGAGGAGAAGAAGCACCUCGAGUUCAUGAACCAGCUGAAGAAGUAUGAUGAGGAUGUCUCACCUUCGGAGGAGAAGGAGGGCGACUCCACCAAGGACUCCCUGGAUGAUCUGUUCCCAAAUGAGGAGGAAGAACAUGGUCCUGGAUUGCCCCACCAGCACAGCAGCGCGGUGGCGGCUGCCCAGCAGGGAGGCUAUGAGAUUCCCGCACGCUUGCGCACCCUCCACAACCUCGUCAUCCAGUACGCCUCACAGGGACGCUACGAGGUGGCUGUGCCUCUCUGCAAGCAGGCGCUGGAGGACCUGGAGAAGACAUCAGGCCACGAUCACCCCGAUGUGGCCACCAUGCUCAACAUCCUGGCGCUAGUGUACAGGGAUCAGAAUAAAUACAAAGAGGCAGCACACCUCUUGAACGAUGCUCUCUCCAUCCGUGAGAAGACCCUGGGCAAAGACCACCCAGCGGUGGCUGCAACUUUGAACAAUCUUGCUGUUCUCUAUGGCAAGAGGGGCAAGUACAAAGAAGCAGAGCCACUGUGCAAGCGAGCCCUGGAGAUCCGUGAGAAGGUCCUCGGCAAAGACCAUCCCGAUGUGGCCAAGCAGCUGAACAAUCUGGCCCUGCUGUGCCAGAACCAGGGCAAGUAUGAGGAGGUGGAGUACUAUUACUGCAGGGCCCUGGAGAUCUACGAGAGCUGCCUGGGUCCUGACGACCCCAACGUGGCCAAGACCAAGAACAACCUGGCCUCCUGCUACUUGAAGCAAAGCAAAUACAAAGAUGCGGAGGUGCUGUAUAAGGAGAUCCUCACCCGUGCUCACGUGAAGGAGUUUGGCUCCGUGGAUGAUGAACACAAGCCGAUCUGGAUGCACGCGGAGGAGAGAGAGGAGAUGAGCAAGAGCAAGCACAGGGACAGCGCUCCCUACGCUGAGUAUGGCGGCUGGUACAAGGCCUGCAAGGUUAGCAGCCCAACUGUGAACACCACCCUGAGGAACCUGGGUGCGCUGUACCGGCGCCAGGGCAAGCUAGAGGCAGCUGAGACCUUGGAGGAGUGUGCAGUUCGCUCUCGGCGGCAGGGCAUCGACCCAAUCAACCAGACAAAGGUGGUGGAGAUCCUGAAGGAGGGUGACGGCACAGAGAGACGUCGGAGCCUGGGUGGCGGCGUCAAGUACGAGAAUGCCACAGACGGUAGCGAGGAAGCUUAAAUGCCUCCCGAGACUCCCUCUUUCCCCUCCACCGCAAUCACCUGGAUGUUUGUGUUGUACCUUCCGACUUUUCCUCCACACCAUCCCUCCUUCCUCGGCAAGAGCUCCGCGCCAGCCCCCCAACCCUCCCGGCGCGCGAGGGCACCGCAGCGCCUGCAGAGAGGAGUGCCCGGCCGCGCGGGGCCCCGCUCCAGCCCCGUGGCCAGCAAGAGCAGGAAGGAUCUAUCUGCGUGGAGCUGCCUGCUCCCCCUGGCCAGGGCGACGGGCCGCCGUCCCCUUGCGUGCCCCCACCCCAAGCCCGCCCUUGCACACCCCUGGGGACCGCAGGGGACGGUCUUCACUCCGGGCGUGCCGACUCCACCGUCCUUAGACAGCCUCAGCCCUCCUAGCUUGUUCCCUCCCCUUCUGCAGAGGCCGGGAUGGGGGGCACGAAGAUGUAGGGGGGCUGUUUCGGGACACAGAGGCCUGGCCUUGGCAGGCCCGUUGUGUGCCCGCUUGCUUUCUCCCCCCGUAGGCUUAGCUGAUGUUAGCGCCCCGUAGCAAACCUGCGCUGGCCGCCGGCAAGCUGGGCUCUCCCUGCAGCACAGGGCAGUCCCCGCCGUGCUCUCCUCCUCCCCGCCGUGCUCUGCAGCCCAGAGCCAGCAUGGGGGGCUCUCGGUAGGGGCAUGGAUGUCCCUACUGUACAUCCCAGGUACGGGGUGACAGCCAAGGGCCCUUUGGCUGCUGGCUCCUAACCCGCUGCUGUAGCUGAGCUGGCGUGGUGGCAGUAAGAGAAAGCGUCCUGUGGCUCCAGGGUCCCCGCAUGUGGCUGCUGAGGGAGGGAGAGGUGAGGGUGAAGCUGUUCUCUGUUCCUUUGGAGGCAGAGGGAUGGGUAGGAGGAGAGCAGAGCUGCUCUCCAAGCAGGUACAAGUGGCUGAGGUACUGAAUGGGCUCAUGUGAAGCACAGCAGGGAGAAAAAGGAGGUGCAAGGAAGGGUGUGAGGGAAGGAGGAGCUGGGGCUUGGGGUGUUCCAAGCACGAGGGACAGGUGAGGUGGAGGGAGGUUUCCACAGGAGGAGAAGGCUUUCCUGGGAAGGAGGAAGAGUUCUGAAACGCGGGACCUGGCUUGCGAGGCACGGUCCUUGGGGCUGUGACUCGCUGUCCUUAGCCACGUGGACGGGAAGACCGUAAAUGUCUUACUGCCGGGGAGGCAGUGCUGACCCUGGGCUGGUGUGGGGAUGGCUCAGUGCCCCAGGUGCUGCUGGUCCCCGCUGGGAAAAGGCCCUUUUCCCAAGAGCAGCCCCCCACUGCCGUGAGCCCCAAGCCCUUGGGUGCACGCCCCCAUCCCACCUGCUGUCAGAGGCGAGCCUCCCUGCCCUCCUGCAGGGAGAGAGAGGAGCAUGGGGAGGCUGCAGGCAGCAGGGCAGAGCCUAGAGGCCAGCGCAGGAAUCCCCCCCCCUCGCCCCUUUAUUUAUUUAGCUAGGUAGUUUCAUGCUAGUCACCCGGCAGGCUGCGAUAAUAAACCUGCUUGUGUCUGUCUGGGCCUGGCUUUCCCGUGGUGGUGGUGCAGAGGCCUCGGGGCACGUGCGUACCGCUCUCCCGGGAGCUUGUGCUUGCUGAAAGGGGGCUUGUCCUCGGGACCACGGGGGCUGGAGGCCAGGGCUGAGCGCUGUAGGGCUGCACCAUCCCUGCCUCUCCCUCCCACCGCUGCUCCGUGCUCCUCGGAGCGUGGGGAGCCCCCAGUUCAGGCCUCAGCACCACCUCGCUCUGCCGUGUCCCGGACCUGGUGCUGUAACGACUGUACCUCUGAUUAAAGGCAGACAGACCAGAA
Messenger RNA from Cygnus atratus (black swan), 3665 nucleotides. It is a transcript of the gene KLC4, whose product is annotated as kinesin light chain 4. The record is from RefSeq and is a predicted model, not a curated record. Gene Ontology annotation, molecular function: kinesin binding. The transcript has 15 exons. The coding region runs from base 249 to 1856 and encodes 535 amino acids. Gene Ontology annotation, biological process: microtubule-based movement. Gene Ontology annotation, cellular component: membrane-bounded organelle; cytoplasm; kinesin complex. Lineage: Eukaryota; Metazoa; Chordata; Aves; Anseriformes; Anatidae.